Molecule: messenger RNA, 1011 nt
Organism: Leptinotarsa decemlineata (Colorado potato beetle)
Lineage: Eukaryota; Metazoa; Arthropoda; Insecta; Coleoptera; Chrysomelidae
Gene: side-II
Product: sidestep II transmembrane protein
Molecular function (GO): protein binding
Source: RefSeq, a predicted model, not a curated record
AUGGCCAGCGAUGCAGGACUCACAAUGAAAGAGGAACUUCAAAAAGAUAUGUUGGAAUGUCUUGACCGAUUCAAAGUUGAACUCCAAACAAGAUCGAAGUCUCUUCAAGAUGUAGUUUCAUUGUUCGAGAUCGUACAAACUGAUGCUUUGCUUUUGGCGACUACUGAAAAACUAAAAUUAGCUACAUCUAAAUUUACUGAUUUUUAUGAUGAGGUCUUAGAAACCGAAUUAUUUUUGGAGAUACCAAGACUGCGAAGACACUUAAAAAUCGCUAAUGUUAUGGUUACUGAUUGGGUGUUUCUAGAUUCUUUAGAGUUUAUUGUAGAAUGGGAUUUUACAGAAUCUCUUCCAGAUCUUAUGAUUGCACUGAAAUUGUUCAUGACGGUUUGCGUGUCCGUAGUUUUACAUGCACCAACAUGUAAAUACGACAAAAUAAUCAUUGUCGGCGCUUCUAGAGGAGAAAGUGUCGAUAUCGUCUGUGAGAUCGAAUCAGAUCCCCCUGCAAAGUCAUAUCGAUGGAAGUUCAACAACUCCGGGGAAACAUUGGACGUGGCUGCGGAAAGAUUUGCUAAAACCAGCAACGGGAGUUUCAGUAUUCUUCGCUACACUCCGGUCUCCGAAUUGGACUACGGUUCUCUGUCCUGUUGGGCGUCCAACUCUGUUGGACAUCAAAUUGAUCCCUGUGUUUUCCAACUAGUUGCGGCUGGCAAACCUUUUCCGGUGAAAAACUGCACUCUCACCAACCAGACAAGUAGCUCCGUCGAGGUGUUCUGCCUACCAGGUUUCGACGGAGGUCUUCCUCAACAUUUCCUCCUCGAGCUAUAUUCCACAAACUCUGCGAUUCCCAGAUUUAACAUGACCUCUUUUACUGAACCCUACUUCUUCUUAGACAACUUGGAGCCUGACGUGACAUUCAGAAUUGUUGUCUUUUCGGUGAAUUCCAAGGGGAGGAGUCAUGGAGUCAUUUUGGAGGAGGUGACUUUCAGGGAUGCGGAGAAAAGAACAGGUUAG